CGCUGAGGAAAAACACGUCUUUCUUGAAUCAGCGUUUCCCUUCAAAUCCAAUGAUUUUGUUUGCAAGGGUCGAUCGGAGGUGAGAGAGAGAGAGAGAAACGAAACACUCCCUCUCACCCUAUCAGUUUAUGCAAGCGUCCAUUCAUUGAUUGAUUCCGGGCCAUGGGGCAAGAGAACAACCACAAGCGCACCACCAGCGCCGCCUUGCCCACCGCCCGAGGCCGCGGCGCCGCACUCCCCCGCGGCCGCCAGAUCCAGAAGACCUUCAACAACAUCAAGAUCACCAUCCUCUGCGGCUUCGUCACCAUCCUCGUCCUCCGCGGCACCAUCGGCGUCAACAACCUCGGCUCCUCCGACGCCGACGCCGUCAACCAGAAUCUCGUGGAGGAGACCAACCGCAUCCUGGCCGAGAUCCGCUCCGACGCCGACCCCAACGACCCCGACGAGCAAGCCCCCUUGAACCCUAACGUGACCUACAGCCUGGGCCCCAAGAUCCGCAAUUGGGACGAAGAACGCAAGGCUUGGCUCCUCCAAAACCCCGAAUACCCUAAUUUCGUGAGAGGUAAACCCCGCAUCUUGCUCCUCACUGGUUCCCCUCCCAAGCCCUGUGAUAACCCUAUUGGGGACCAUUACCUCUUGAAGUCCAUUAAGAACAAGAUUGAUUACUGUAGAUUGCAUGGGAUUGAAAUUGUUUACAAUUUGGCCCAUUUGGAUGUUGAGCUUGCUGGCUAUUGGGCCAAAUUGCCCAUGAUUCGGAGGUUGAUGUUGUCCCACCCUGAGGUCGAGUGGAUUUGGUGGAUGGAUAGUGAUGCCUUUUUCACUGAUAUGGUCUUUCAGCUUCCUAUGCCUAAGUAUGACAAAUACAAUUUGGUUCUCCAUGGCUACCCUGAUCUCAUGUUUGAGCAGAAGUCUUGGAUUGCUAUCAAUACCGGCAGUUUUUUGUUUAGGAAUUGUCAGUGGUCUUUGGAUUUGCUUGAUGACUGGGCUCCCAUGGGCCCCAAGGGGCCCAUUCGUGAGGAGGCCGGCAAGAUCUUGACGGCCAAUCUCAAGGGCCGGCCGGCAUUCGAGGCCGACGAUCAGUCUGCUUUGAUAUACUUGUUGCUGUCCAAGAAGGACAAGUGGAUGGAUAAGGUGUUCCUUGAGAAUUCUUACUAUUUGCAUGGAUAUUGGGCUGGAUUGGUGGAUCGGUAUGAGGAGAUGAUUGAGAAGUAUCACCCUGGUUUGGGGGAUGAGAGGUGGCCCUUUGUGACGCAUUUUGUCGGCUGUAAGCCGUGUGGGAGCUAUGGAGAUUAUCCUGUGGAGAGGUGCCUCAGUAGCAUGGAGAGGGCUUUCAAUUUUGCUGAUAAUCAGGUGCUCAAACUCUAUGGGUUCAGGCAUCGCGGUUUGCUCAGUCCCAAGAUCAAGAGAAUCAGGAAUGAGACGGUUAAUCCUUUGGAGUUUGUAGACCAGUUUGAUAUUCGGAGACAUUCUGCAGAGAGCACUGAAUCCAAGAGCUAGUGAGAAUGGAGUUGUUCAAUGGUGCUGUUAUAGAGAGUAAUUAAUUAGAGACGAUGAAAUUUCAUUUGGUGACGGUUCUCACGUGUAACUUCUCUGCAUUUUCUGUUGUCUUGGUGCUACUUCGAAAAUGUUAGGAUAUAAUUCUUUCGUAAGUUAUCAUCUUUCUUCCAAGUUUGAGCAAUCAGCCAACAAAUUUUAUUUACUCAUCUGCUGUAUACUGAGCUUCCUUUGUAUUUGGGCUUUUGUGACAUGAAAUGAAUUCAAGAACUUAAUUAAUAUACUUACAUGUCCUCUUGAUUUUUGUUGUAAUCUGUAGCUCAAGGUAACCAUUAGUUUCAAACAUUAUAUUUGAUAUGCAUGUGUUUUCCAAAUUCCAAGAGAAGGCAAAGGGAAGACAGGUAUGAUCUUCUCAACAAAGAAAGGGUGUGAUAGUUUGCUUGAA
Cajanus cajan (pigeon pea) is the source of this 1939-nucleotide messenger RNA. The record is from RefSeq and is a predicted model, not a curated record. Lineage: Eukaryota; Viridiplantae; Streptophyta; Magnoliopsida; Fabales; Fabaceae.